Molecule: messenger RNA, 264 nt
Organism: Chondrus crispus (carragheen)
Lineage: Eukaryota; Rhodophyta; Florideophyceae; Gigartinales; Gigartinaceae
Exons: 1
Coding region: 1-264 (87 amino acids)
Source: RefSeq, a predicted model, not a curated record
AUGCGCGUCCUCGCUGGGGACGACGUACGCGUCCAAGCCCUGCUUCUUCAUGAUGGCGCGCAGGGCCGAGACACGCGCCGUGGCAGACAUGGCGUCGAUGUCGCUCGGCAUGGCGCCUUCGGGUGCUCCGUUUUCGCGUGUGCGCUUCAUUUUCGGGGUAGAUGGGGAUCCAAGGGAGGAUCUAAGGGGUGGAUGAGGUGGAUGAGGUGGAGGGGAACGAUGGAGAUCGCAAAGAGCGUAGGGCAAGUGUUGGUUACAAAAUGA